UAUAAAAACAUGCAUGAACAUACAAUUAAUCUCAAACCCAAAUAGUAAAAAUGGGCACAGAAGCCCCUCUUUCUCCCACUAUUCCAGUAAUAGAUUUCUCAGUGUUAGAGAUGAAGCCUGGCACUCCUACGUGGGACUCGGUAAAAUCCCAGGUUAUAAAAGCUAUGGAAGAGUGUGGUUGCUUCAAGGCUUUGUGUAAGAAAGUUCCUUUAGAGCUUCAAAAGGAAAUUCUCCAUGAAAUGAAAGAGCUUUUUGAGCUUCCUUUAGAAAUAAAAAUGCAAAAUGUUUCAAAGAUACCAAAUGGAGGGUACAUUGGGAAGUCAUCUAUCACUCCACUAUGUGAAAGCAUUGGCAUUGAUGAUCCCAACUCUUUGGAAAAGGUCCAAACUUUUACCAAUGCCUUUUGGCCACAGGGAAAAUCAAGUUUUAGCAAAGCAAUACACUCAUUCAGUAACCAAAUAUCAGAAUUAGGAGAAAGAAUAAGGAGGAUGAUAUUGGAGAGUUUGGGUAUGCAGAAAUACUUGGACGAGCACAUGGAUUCAAGCAUAUCCAAGAUUAGAAUAAUCAAAUAUGAAAUGGCCAAAGAAAAUGAGCCAAAGCUAGCGUUAGCCUCUCACAUGGAUGCUAGCAUCAUUACCAUAUUAUAUCAAAAUCAAGUUGAUGGAUUAGAGAUACAAACCAAAUCAGGUGAAUGGAUUAGUGUCAAUCUCUCCCCUCACAAUUUUUUCGUAUUAAUUGGAGAAUCUUUCCACGCAUGGACAAAUGGGAGAUUGCACUCUCCAUAUCAUCGUGUUACAGUGAAAGGAAAUGAUGAAGAAAGAUACACAAUUGGAUUGUUCACAAUAUUUAAACCAGGCUACACUAUAAAAGCCCCAGAAGAGCUAGUUGAUGAACAACAUCCCUUAUUAUAUAGGCCUUUUGAUAUUCUUGAUGUCCUUCAACGCCACCAGGCACUGAAGAACAAUCAAAGUCAGCAAAAUGUUUUUGUCCCUUUAAAGGCUUAUUUUGGUGUUGUUUGAAAUUUGAAUUCAAAUGAUUUAAGUAUUUAUUUAAUAGUAGCCAAAUCCACCAGUUCAAUUAAUCUAGAUUCGUGUUAGAUAGACCCACGAAGCGAACAAAACUCUUCCUCCCGAUUGUUUGAAGGGACUUUUCCCAAAGUUCGAAUUCGAGAACUUUAUACCCACAGAGAGAAGUGAUCUAUGUCAUUUCAUCUCAAGUUUCGGGAGUAAAUUAUAAUAUCCAUAAAUGAA
Molecule: messenger RNA, 1250 nt
Organism: Jatropha curcas
Lineage: Eukaryota; Viridiplantae; Streptophyta; Magnoliopsida; Malpighiales; Euphorbiaceae
Product: putative 2-oxoglutarate-dependent dioxygenase AOP1
Source: RefSeq, a predicted model, not a curated record